Molecule: messenger RNA, 1852 nt
Organism: Glycine soja
Lineage: Eukaryota; Viridiplantae; Streptophyta; Magnoliopsida; Fabales; Fabaceae
Product: probable pectinesterase/pectinesterase inhibitor 33
Exons: 2
Coding region: 99-1703 (534 amino acids)
Biological process (GO): cell wall modification
Molecular function (GO): pectinesterase inhibitor activity; pectinesterase activity
Source: RefSeq, a predicted model, not a curated record
AUGAUUAAGAAACUCCCACUCCGAGGGUGCAUGUAUGGAAAAUAGAAAUAUAUAACUGCUGGGCACCCGAAACAAGAAAAGAGAAAAACAUCACCAAAAUGACAAUGAUGGGAAAGACAUUAUUGUUAACAUUGUUAUUACUGUCCUCAGUUUUCUCAAUUGCCUCAUCAAGAAGAAGACAUUCCAACAACAACAACAUAGAUUGGUGGUGCAACCAAACCCCAUACCCCGAGCCAUGCAGAUACUACAUAAAACACAGCCACUACCAACACAAACAACUCAAACACAAAUCCGAAUUCCGCACAAUUCUAGUUCACUUGGCCUUGGAGAGAGCAGUGAUCAUGCGAAGGAAAGCACGUGAGUUGGGGGGAAACGGUGUCACCAAGAAGCAGAAAUCAGUGUUCCGUGAUUGUUUGAAGCUCUAUGACAACACCGUUUUCCAUCUAAACCGCACCCUUGAAGGCCUUCACGUGAAGACAAGCUGUUCACCCUUCGAUGCACAAACGUGGCUCAGCACGGCUCGCACAAACAUUGAAACAUGCCAAAACUGGGCCUUAGAACUUGGUAUUCGAGAUUCCAUGGUUCCCGCUGAGAGAUGCAAUCUGACUGAGAUUAUAAGCAAUGGCUUAUUCGUGAAUUGGGCUUUCCUGAAGUACAGAGAGGCUCAUUACACAGCAGAUGCAGAAGAAGAUGCAUUAUUUCCAAGAUGGUUUUCGAUGCAUGAGAGGAAGCUGUUGCAGUCAUCUUCAAUAAGGGCACAUCUUGUGGUGGCUAAAGAUGGUUCGGGGCAUUUCAGGAGUGUCCAAGCUGCUAUCAAUGCCGCGGCAAGGAGAAGGUUGAAGAGCAGGUUCAUUAUACAUGUUAAGAGAGGAGUUUAUAGAGAGAAUAUUGAGGUUGACAAGACCAACGAUAAUGUUAUGUUGGUCGGUGAUGGCAUGAGAAAUACCAUAAUAACAAGUGCCAGGAGCGUUCAAGCUGGUUAUACCACCUAUAGUUCCGCAACAGCAGGAAUUGAUGGUCUUCACUUCAUUGCACGUGACAUUACCUUCAGAAACACGGCGGGUCCUCUGAGGGGUCAAGCAGUGGCACUUCGAUCAGCCUCUGACCUCUCCGUGUUCUAUCGCUGUGCGAUUGAAGGCUACCAAGACACCCUCAUGGUCCAUGCACAACGACAGUUUUACAGAGGAUGUUACAUAUAUGGAACCGUUGACUUCAUAUUUGGCAAUGCUGCUGUUGUUUUCCAAAACUGUGUGAUUCUUGUAAGAAAACCCUUAAAUGGGCAAGCAAACAUGAUCACGGCCCAAGGUCGAGAUGAUCCAUUUCAAAACACUGGCUUUUCAAUUCACAAUUCUCAGAUCAGGGCUGCACCAGACCUCAGGCCCAUUGUUGGAAAAUUCAACACCUUCUUGGGCCGGCCUUGGCAACGAUACUCGAGAGUUGUGGUCAUGAAAUCUUUCUUGGAUAGCCUGGUGAGCCCAAGGGGUUGGUCUCCAUGGGGAGACUCUAAUUUUGCAUUGAAUACUCUCUAUUAUGGAGAGUACAGGAACUUUGGGCCCGGUUCUUCCACCAGAAACAGGGUACGAUGGCCCGGUUUUCAUAGAAUAAGUAGCCCAGCUGAGGCAUCACGAUUCACAGUUGCUAACCUCCUUGCCGGCCGCACGUGGUUGCCUGCCACUGGUGUGCCAUUCACUUCUGGCCUUUGAUUAUUGUCUUAUGCUUAAUUACUAAUUUGAUGAUAUUCAAUUGGUUGGAAUUAAGUUAUGUUGUAGUUUGUUUCUACAAGCGACACAAUAUUCUUUUGUACAUUCCAAGACAAAAAUAAUAAAUUAUGAAUAAAUAAUACUUGCAAACU